This is a messenger RNA of Thermothelomyces thermophilus ATCC 42464, 252 nucleotides long. RefSeq lists its product as uncharacterized. The record is from RefSeq and is a predicted model, not a curated record. Gene Ontology annotation, cellular component: precatalytic spliceosome; SMN-Sm protein complex; U2 snRNP. The coding region runs from base 1 to 252 and encodes 83 amino acids. Gene Ontology annotation, molecular function: RNA binding. Lineage: Eukaryota; Fungi; Ascomycota; Sordariomycetes; Sordariales; Chaetomiaceae. The transcript is spliced from 3 exons. Gene Ontology annotation, biological process: spliceosomal snRNP assembly; mRNA splicing, via spliceosome.
AUGGCGCCCGCGCAACCCGAACUGAAGAAAUACCUUGACAAGCGCCUGUUCGUUCAGCUGAACGGUAGUCGCAAAGUCAUUGGCGUCCUCCGUGGAUACGAUGUCUUCCUCAACAUCGUGCUGGACGACGCCGUCGAGGAGAAGGAUAACGGAGAAAAGGUGAAGCUCGGCAUGGUGGUCAUCCGCGGAAACUCGGUCGUCAUGCUGGAGGCACUAGAAAGGAUUGGCGACGACGCGCGGGGUGGUCGUUAA